This is a messenger RNA of Etheostoma cragini (Arkansas darter), 1107 nucleotides long. RefSeq names its product immunoglobulin lambda-1 light chain-like. NCBI's taxonomy places the organism in Eukaryota, Metazoa, Chordata, Actinopteri, Perciformes, Percidae. The transcript is spliced from 7 exons. The record is from RefSeq and is a predicted model, not a curated record. The coding region runs from base 140 to 1084 and encodes 314 amino acids.
CAGGGGCUGAUGGGAGAUGUGAGGAGCUGUUAGGACCACGUGGCCCUCGUCUGAUCUCACAGCUCGUCCUUGUUUGGCCUCAGCUGCAUCAGAGCGCCACUUCUCCCCAGGUUCCCCACAGGAAACACCACUGAACAAAAUGCUUCUCCUCCCAGCUGCUGCUCUGUGCUGUCUGGGUUCAGCGCUGGCUGCCAUGGCAACACAGCUGAUUCAGGAGGAUUUAACAUUGACCAGGAGAGUUGGUGGAGACGUCUCCUUCAGCUGUCGAGGCACUGAGCAGUGUAACUAUGAUUAUGUAUUCUGGUACCAGAAGAGAGACACAGAAACAUUCACACUGAUUCUUGAUAUUGACCGGCGUAAUGGUGCCAUAGAUAAGAGUUACAAUCAUCCUCAGAAAGAUGAUUUCUCAGCUGUUAAUAAACAGAACGGCUGGGAGUUGCAGAUCCAGAAAGUUAAACUCGAUCAUUCAGCCUCCUACUACUGCUCCUGUUUGGUCCCCCACAACGGAGGGUACUGGAUGUUUGGCUCUGGAACUAAACUGGUUGUAACAGAUGAGCCGGUAGUGAAGCCCGUGGUGAGCGUGUACCCAGCAGCACCCAGAGCCCCCCUGGAGGGGAAGAGCUCCCUGCUGUGUCUGGCCUCAGCCAUGUUUCCUCCUCUGGUCCAGUUCUCCUGGAAAAGACGAAGGGAGGACGGUCCUCUGGAGGAGCUGCCCCCUGCUGAGGGAGAGCAGCUGGAGAUCAGAGAGUCGGGACGCACCGCCGCCAUCUUGAUGAUCCAUCAGCAAGAGAACAGCACGUAUAAAUACCGCUGCUACGUCCGCCAUGAGGGGGGGACAGUAGAGGCCCAAACAGAACAAGAGGUUCCAGCUCCAGCAGCCUCCUGUCCUCCAGAGAGAGAUCCACCAGACCAGCUAGCUCUGCAGCGAGCUGACUUGGUCUUCCAGUUGCAGUACAGGGUGAAGUUUUUCUGUCUGCUGUACACACAGCUGAUAGUGAAGAGUCUGGUGUUCUGCUGUGGACUCUCCCUGCUGAUGAUCCUCAGAAACAAGAGACCGUCCACCAUCUGCAAAUAUGAAGACUGAUUUCUGCUCAUCAAUUCAUCUCC